AUGGCAGGCUGCCGGCACCCGGUGUCAGUGCACGGGUCAGCCCUGGUGCAGAUCAAGCGGCUUCAGACUUUUGCCUUCUCCGUGCACUGGUCAGAUGGCAGCGACACCUUGGUGCGCAGGACCUGGGACGAAUUCAGGCAGCUCCAGAAGACCCUCAAGGAGACCUUCCCGGUGGAGGCGGGCCUGCUGCGGAGAUCCGACCGCGUCCUCCCCAAGCUCCCCGACGCGCCGCUGUGGGCGCGCGGCGGUCGCACGAGCCGCGGGCUGGCGCGCCUGCGGCUGCUGGAGGCCCACACCCGGGCGCUGCUGGCGGCACCGGAGCGAGUGACGCAGAGCACGGCGCUCAUCAGCUUCUUCGCGCCGCACCCCCCGGACCUGGAGCCCGCGCUGCCGCCCGGCAGCCUGGUGAUCCUACCCACCCCCGAGGAUCCCCUCCCCCUCGCCGCGGGCAGCCUUGCCAUCCACAGCCUGAAGGCGCAGAGCCUGCGCUGCCUGCAGCCCUUCCACACCCAGGACACGCACGGCCGGCCCUUCCACACGCGGGCCCAGGAGAGCCUGGACGUGCUGCUGCGACACCCUUCAGGCUGGUGGCUGGUGGAGAACGAGGACCAGCAGAUGGCCUGGUUUCCAGCUCCCUACCUAGAGGUGUCACCGGGCCAGGGCCAGGAGGGGGGCCCAUCCCUGGGGAGCAGUGGGCCCCAGUUUUGUGUUUCCUGUGCCUACGAGGGCACCCGCAGGGAUGAGCUGUCGGUGCCCGCGGGGGCGUGCGUGCGUGUGCUGGAGAUGUCGGACCGCGGCUGGUGGCUGUGCAGGUUUGGUGGCCUGGAGGGCCUCCUUCCUGCUGUGCUGCUGAGGCCAGAAGGGCUGGGAGCGCUACUGGGCGGGCCAGGGUUCCAUGGAGGGGAGGACAGGGCAGGCGAGACCCGCUGCUCCCCCAAACCCUCCCAGGCCACAACCCCUCCCCCUACCGUGCCCGCCCGACCCCCACUGAGUGCCAUCCAGAGCCGCUGCUGCACCAUCACCCGUAGGGCUCUAGAGCGGGACCCAGGGCGUCAGGGGCUCCCUAGAAGGUGUGUGGAACAUACAGGGAGGGCUGCACAGGCCCUAUGGUGCACCGCACAGCCUGAAUGUUGUCCAGGGGAUCCAGACCAGGGGAUGACUGAUGGUGGCUGGGGGAGGUGA
Cynocephalus volans (Philippine flying lemur) is the source of this 1182-nucleotide messenger RNA. RefSeq names its product NADPH oxidase organizer 1 (gene NOXO1). The record is from RefSeq and is a predicted model, not a curated record. Gene Ontology annotation, cellular component: cytoplasm. The transcript is spliced from 8 exons. Gene Ontology annotation, molecular function: superoxide-generating NADPH oxidase activator activity; protein binding; phosphatidylinositol binding. Bases 1 to 1182 code for a protein of 393 amino acids. Gene Ontology annotation, biological process: superoxide anion generation. Lineage: Eukaryota; Metazoa; Chordata; Mammalia; Dermoptera; Cynocephalidae.